Messenger RNA from Nematocida minor, 1743 nucleotides. RefSeq names its product DNA repair and recombination protein RAD54B. Lineage: Eukaryota; Fungi; Microsporidia. Gene Ontology annotation, molecular function: DNA translocase activity; ATP binding; ATP-dependent chromatin remodeler activity. The transcript has a single exon. Gene Ontology annotation, biological process: reciprocal meiotic recombination; double-strand break repair via homologous recombination. The record is from RefSeq and is a predicted model, not a curated record. Gene Ontology annotation, cellular component: nucleus. The coding region runs from base 1 to 1743 and encodes 580 amino acids.
AUGCAGUGUAUAUACAAGAGAAGAGGCAUACCCGAGAAUGUGUCAGAAGGCCUCCUAAGGAGAACAGGAGGCGCAUACACACUCUUUUCCACGACAGGCAUGGCAGUGGACAGGCUAAUGCAGAAGUCGCCUGAUGUAUUUGAAGGCUCGAUGUAUCUCGCAUCAACAGAUAGAGAAAAAGGAAUAAAAGACGUAAUCAAGGAAGGCGUGAAGGCAAACCAGAUAGCAAUCCUUCCUAUCAGCAAAAGAACUCAAGUGCCUCCUCCUCCUGCAGGGUCUCUUAUAUUCACAAAGCGAGCCUACAUAGAGCCCUCAUAUCUCCGGUUCUUCAAAGACUACCAGAUAGAAGGAGUGCGCUUCAUGUUUGAAAGACUGCGCUCUGCGAAUGGCGCACUGCUAGCAGAUGAAAUGGGCCUUGGGAAGACGUUCCAGGCAGUGGCAGUGAUGCGCAUAUUCUGCCAGGCUGGAGGGCUUGUUCUUGUGGUGUCGCCCUGCUCCCUCGUGGGAGUCUGGGAGAAAGAGAUAAAAAAGUGGGCAGAAAAGCUAAGAGUAUUUAACGGGGCGCUUAAGCACCCAAAUAAGUACAAACGCCUAGAGAAUGUACUGCUCAUAAGCUACGAAAAGCUCGCAUCAGUUGACAUGGCCCAGCACAACUUCCAGCUUGUCAUAUGCGAUGAAGCGCACAGACUGCGCACGAGCACAUCACAAGCACUGCAGGCCCUGAAGAAAAUGGCCAGCAAAAAGCUACUUCUCACAGGAACGCCCUUCCAGAACACUGUGCAGGAGUACAAGACCCUUCUGGCUCUCAUAGACGAACGAGCAGCACGCGCAAAGGGAAUAAAGGAGCUCUCAGGAAUAGCCAGUGAUGCCGUGCUCAGGAGGAAGAUAGAAAGAACGAGUCUAUGCUUACCGCAGAAAGACGAAAUGAUUUGGAUCAUAGAAAACAAAGAGUACGAAGAGUACUGCUCUGUCUACUGGAGUGCACAGAAUAAAGUGGGCAUAGAGGACAUACAGAGGCUGAGAAUGCACGCAGGCACAUCAGCCAGCAAAUGGGACGUAUUUCUCAAGCUAUCAAAGGAAAUACUCAUGGAAAGAGAAUCUUUGGUCAUUGUGUCGAGAUACAUCGAGGUAAUACGAAAGGCAACAGAGGCAAUUAAGAGCAUGGCUAACAAUAGAGAAGUGCCCAUUACAGCCAGAGACGUAACAGAUUUCCACGGUGAAAUGAACAUAGUAAAACGCGAAGAGGCGCUUUCUCUCUUCCAAAGCAAAGGCCAGAAGGUGAUCAUACUAUCUGCCAAGUGCGGAGCAGAAGGACUCACACUUGUGAAGUCUACGCGAAUGAUAAUAAUAGACUCAGACUGGAACCCUGCAAAUGACCUGCAGGCCAUGGCGCGAGUGUGGAGGCUGGGACAGACAAAGCCUGUUGUCAUACACAGACUCUUUCUCAUGGGAACAAUUGAAGAAUACAUCCUCCUUGUGCAGAUGAAGAAGAUCGAAAUACAGAAACAGCUUGAGGGCCUCCUUCCGCCCGAAGAGAUAGAAGAGCAGCUCUCACAAUACGAAGAAAAAGGCACCUUCCAGCCACAGAGGACAUCGAUUGUGCACAAGUGGCUUCGGUGCGCAUGCUCAGAGGACUACCCGCUUGCAGUGAGCACAGGAUACUCACACACGCACACAGACAUUGGACUAAUCCUAUCACAACGGAUAAAUAGUGCAGACACAGUACAACAAAGAGCUAAUUAG